This is a messenger RNA of Porites evermanni, 1447 nucleotides long. The record is from the annotation of a GenBank genome assembly. Lineage: Eukaryota; Metazoa; Cnidaria; Anthozoa; Scleractinia; Poritidae.
CAGUCUUGGAGAUUUCCAGAAAGCCGUUCAGUGUUAUGAGAACAGUGUUGUAGCCUUCGACCACAUUAGGAGAAAUCUCAUAUCUAACGACGAAUGGAAGAUUACCCUUAAAAGUACGUAUGAUCAGAUUAAUUUGAGGCUGUGGGAGCUGCAGUUUAAGGAAGGUAAAGUCAUUGAUGCACUUUUAACUGCUGAUCAAGGACGUGCACGGGCUUUGAAUGAUCUUCUGGAGUUCAAGUAUGGCCUUAAAGGGCUACACCCAGAAAUAGGAAUACUUUCUGCAAGACCAAGUGACUUUGCUAGUUACUUACCACCAAAUACGGUAUUCAUCGGUAUCAGAGAGGGAGAAAUAGUUCUCUGGGUGAACGAAAAGGGAAAUGAAAUCAAAACUAGAAGAACUGUGAUCGAUAUCUCAACCUAUCUCAAUAUCACAAACUAUUUUCAGUGUCUUUUGGAAACUACACAUGAAGAAAUAGGUUUGAAAGCUGAUGUUAAUUGUGAAGAUCGUUCAUUGAGGAACCCAAGAGAUAAACAGUUAGCAGAAGAAAGAUCCAGUGAGCCAAGGCCUAAUUCCUCAUCUUUUGAGGAGACAAAGUCAUUACAAACAUUGUACAAUGUUGUUAUAGGCCCCAUAAGAGACUUACUCGACGACGAUGAAAUUGUGAUUGUUCCAGAAGGACCUCUGUGUUUGGCGCCUUAUGCCGCUUUUAUGGACAUGAAAUCAAAGUACCUCUGCGAAACUUUCAGAAUUCGUCUGCUCCCCUCGCUUUCUAGUCUUCGAUUAAUACAAAAUUGUCCAGCAGACUGGCACAGCAAGACUGGCGCUCUUCUCGUCGGCGAUCCGUGGGUACAGGAGGUAACGACGCUAGAGCAGUUAGCAUGGGCCGAAAAAGAAGUGCAGAUGAUUGGGGAAAUUCUUCACACUGUACCUCUCGUUGGAAAGCAGGCAACAAAAGAUGAAGUUUUGAGACGUAUCUCCUCUGUUGCUUUGGUGCAUAUUGCUGCUCACGGUGAAAUGGAAACAGGAGAAAUUGCCUUGGCCCCUAACACAACGCGUUCAUCCGUAAAUCCAGCAAGGGAGGACUAUCUUUUAACUAUGAAAGAUGUUUUAGAUGCGCAGAUAAGGGCAAGACUUGUUGUACUUAGUUGUUGUCAUAGUGCUCGGGGAGAAGUCAAAUCUGAGGGCGUGGUCGGCAUCGCACGGGCUUUUUUGGGUGCUGGUGCUCGAGCUGUUCUGGUGUCCCUGUGGGCGAUCGACGACAAAGCUACUAUGGAGUUCAUGAAAGUUUUCUACCAAGAACUAGUCCAUGGACGAAGUGCCAGUGAGGCCCUGGAUAAAGUUAUGAAAUCCAUGAGAGAAUCUGACGACUUUAGCGCAGUGAAGUACUGGGCGCCUUUUGUUCUCAUUGGUGAUGACGUAACGCUCGAGUUUGAAGGCAUCAAUUAA